GCUCUGUUGCUUGUGCACUUGCAUGGGUCGACAGGACAUUUGUUUAGCAUCUUUUUCAUCUAUAAAACAAUAAAUUAUGGCGGGGAAAAAGGCUCUGGUGAUCCUGUCUAAUGGUGCAGAGGAGAUGGAGACGGUUAUUCCAACGGAUGUGAUGCGUAGAGCCGGGAUUGCAGUGACUGUUGCAGGACUGACUGGUAAAGAGCCAGUCACGUGCAGCAGGAAUGUAGUCAUCUGUCCUGAUGCCAGUCUGGAGGAGGCCAGCAAACAGGGUCCUUAUGAUGUGGUGCUUCUUCCUGGAGGGAUGCCUGGGGCCCAGAACCUCGCUGAGUCUCCUGCUGUGAAAGAGGUGCUGAAGGAGCAGGACGGGAGAAAAGGCCUGAUCGCAGCCAUCUGUGCAGGUCCCACAGCUCUUCUGGCUCACGGCAUCGGGUUCGGAAGCACGGUCACCACUCACCCCGGCAUGAAGGAGAAGAUGAUGGUCGGAGAUCACUAUAAAUAUUCUGAAGCCCGUGUUCAGAAGGAUGGACAUUACAUCACCAGCCGUGGGCCAGGAACCAGUUUUGAGUUUGCUCUCACCAUCGUCGAAGAACUUAUGGGGGCUGAAGUUGCAGCUCAAGUCAAAGCUCCUCUCCUGGUGAAAGACUGAGUGGAAUGAUGAUACUACUUAGACUAAUACAUACUGUACUUUGCACUUGCCCGGCAGACUUCAACGCAGACACUUCUAAUCCAUUAUAGCUGGCACAAAUAGUCAAUGUCACUUGUGCCAUAUUGCUAUUCCAGGGACUUAUGAUGCUACUUUGUCUUGCUAAGUGAGACAUUAAAGGUGCCCUUGAUGUCAAAAAGUGGAUGGAUGAGAAUGUAAAGCUUUUGAAAUGGUUAUAUAUUUUGGUUCAUAUGCCCUUUCCAAUGACUAUGUGAGUGAUCUAUAUUCAUUUACUGAUUAAAUUUCUUGUUUAUGGUCAUUAAAGCAUUUAAAAGGUAAA
Messenger RNA from Boleophthalmus pectinirostris (great blue-spotted mudskipper), 983 nucleotides. It is a transcript of the gene park7, whose product is annotated as parkinson protein 7. Lineage: Eukaryota; Metazoa; Chordata; Actinopteri; Gobiiformes; Gobiidae. Gene Ontology annotation, biological process: protein deglycation, glyoxal removal; guanine deglycation, glyoxal removal. The coding region runs from base 77 to 646 and encodes 189 amino acids. The record is from RefSeq and is a predicted model, not a curated record. Gene Ontology annotation, cellular component: nucleus; cytosol. Gene Ontology annotation, molecular function: protein deglycase activity. The transcript has 6 exons.